Molecule: messenger RNA, 482 nt
Organism: Paraglomus occultum
Lineage: Eukaryota; Fungi; Glomeromycota; Glomeromycetes; Paraglomerales; Paraglomeraceae
Source: the annotation of a GenBank genome assembly
AUGGCAACUACAUCGUUGGAUCCAAGAGGAGAAAAGACUAUUGAGGAAACUUACCAGAAGGUAACUCAGAUCGAGCACAUCUUGAAACGUCCAGACACUUAUAUUGGCUCAGUCGAAGCUGUAACUGAAACCCUAUGGGUCUUCGACAAAAGCAAAGAAGCAAUGGUUUGCCGCCCAAUAACCUUCGUCCCUGGCUUAUACAAAAUAUUUGAUGAAAUUCUUGUGAAUGCCGCUGACAAUAAGAUUCGCGAUCCGUCGAUGAAUACUAUCAAAGUAACAAUAGACAGAGACAAUAAUUCUAUCUCUAUUUAUAAUAACGGACAAGGGAUUCCGGUAGAAAUACACAAGAAGGAAAAUGUCUAUGUGCCGGAACUAAUAUUUGGACACUUGCUUACAUCCUCUAAUUAUGACGAUACCGAGAAAAAAGUCACUGGUGGACGAAAUGGAUAUGGAGCGAAAUUAUGUAAUAUAUUCAGUACUGA